UGAGAGCUGUUGCAGAACGAGAGAAGGCGAGAGCUGUGGCGAGAUUGAAGACGAGACAGACGACGGACGACGCGGUCUGGACUGGUAUUUUGGAUUUCGCGACCAAGAUCAUGACAGGUGGCGAUUCUACAAAGUCAACCCAUCAUGUUUGGACACCUGAGGAAGACUCUCUUCUUGUGCAAUCCUUGCUUCAGCUUCGUGAUGAUGGGACCUUGGUUGCAGAUAAUGGGUUUAAGGCUGGAGGUUUAAAGAAGUUGCAAAGAAUGAUAGAGGAGAAGUCACCUGGAUGCGAGAUACUAGCUGUACCUCACAUUCAAUCUCGUUUGAAGACCUUGAAGACUAGUUGGCAGGUCAUAUAUGAUAUGUUAUAUGGCUCAAACACAUCUGGAUUUGGUUGGGACCCCGACAAACAAUGUGUCACAGCAGACAAGGAAGUGUGGGAUGAGUAUGUUAAGAGCCAUAAAAAAGCUGCUCAUUUCAAGAACAAACCCUUUCCUCUCUUUGAUGCACUAUGCUCUAUAUUUGGAAAAGAUAGAGCUGUAGGAAAAGGGUCACUUUCAAGCAAUGAUGUGCAUGAGGUUGAAGCUGAUACAGAGUUUGAUACAAUAGCUACUAAUGUUGAUGAAGAUACUGUGGAUAUUGGACUAGAGAUGGAUCCAUCAAUUACAUUCUCAGACCAUCCAUCAGAAAACACAAAUGUUGGCACUUCUAAGUCUAAGAAAAGGAAAAGAACUAGUCAAGAUCGUGAUGAGUUUUUGACUGAGGCACUUAAAGAGAUGUUAGCAGCUACUUCCCAAGACAUCAAGGAUUCCUCUGCCCAAUUAGGAGCUCGUUUAGACAAGUUGGCUCGAGAAGCAAUGUUAGAUGCACGAAGAGAGGCUCUAUAUGAUGAGUUGUUGAAGGUUGAAGAUCUUACUGACAAUGAGCACACUGAUGCAUAUCUUAAAAUGAUAGGUGAUGAUAAAAUUCUUGUUGGAUUUCCUAACCUACCAGAUAAGGCUAAGGCAGCUGUGGUUCGUAAAAUACUUUAUGCAUAA
Molecule: messenger RNA, 1037 nt
Organism: Prosopis cineraria
Lineage: Eukaryota; Viridiplantae; Streptophyta; Magnoliopsida; Fabales; Fabaceae
Exons: 3
Coding region: 111-1037 (308 amino acids)
Source: RefSeq, a predicted model, not a curated record